AUGCGUCCGAUCACUUCGGUCGCUCGAUCUCGCUGUCGCCGUGCGCCCCAGGUGCCGUUUGGCCCCGGUGUGUCCAGGCGGUCACGUGUCGCCCGCCGCGGUGUUUCGUGGAUCGGCAUUUUGGUUGUCUUGGGCAUCGCCACGGCAAUUCCCGUCGGGGCAUUCUACCUCGUCCCUUGGGGCCCCAAGGAAAAAGUCGGCCCGCUCACCCAUAAGGUCGAACGGGGUGUGUUUACCUUCGUGGUGACCGAGAAGGGCGAAGUCGAAAGCUCGAGCAACGUCGAAGUCCGCUGCACGGUUCAGAGCAAGAGUUCCGGCGGUACCGCCAUCCUGGAAAUCAUCGACGAAGGCACCUACGUCAACGAAGGCGAUUUGCUGGUGCGGUUCGAUUCCUCGGGACUGGAGGACGAAGUCAACCUGCAGCAAAUCACCGUGAAUAGCAGCGAAGCGGCGAUGGUCGAAGCCGAGAACGUGUAUAAGGCGGCCCAGAUCGCCUUGGAAGAAUACCUGCAGGGCACCUUCAAGCAAGAAGAGCAGACGCUGCAAAACGAAAUCUUCGUCGCCGAAGAAAACCUUCGUCGGGCGGAAGACUAUGCCCAGUUCAGUGCCAAGCUUGCGGCCAAGGGCUAUGUGACCGAUCUGCAGUUGGAAGGUGAUCGAUUCGCCGUCGACCGCACCCGCAAAGAACUCGAGAUCGCCCAGAACAAGCUCGACAUCCUGCGGCGGCUGACCAAGAAGAAGAUGAUCGGUCAGUUCGAAAGCGAUAUUCACAUCGCCCAAGCCAAGCUGGCCUCGGCGAAGAAGAUCUAUGAACUCGACGUCGACAAGCUCGAGCUGAUUCAAAGCCAAAUCGAAGCCUGUACGCUGUAUGCCCCUUCCUCGGGCCAAGUGGUCUACGCCAACGAAACCAGUCGCCGCGGCGACUCCGAGUUCAUCGUGGAAGAAGGUGCGAUGAUCCGCGAGAACCAGGUGGUCAUCAAACUGCCAGACCCCAAAAAGAUGCAGGUGAAGGCCAAGAUCAACGAGUCGCGAAUCGAUCACGUCCGCGAUGGACAAUACGUCGAAAUCCACUUCGAUGCCAUUCCCGAUAGCAAGGUCGACGGUGUGGUGACCAAGGUCGACGAGUAUCCGCUGGCUGGCAACUGGUUCUCCUCCGGCGUUCGCGAAUACGGUACCUCAGUCCAAAUUCUCGACCCUCCGGCAAACCUUCGCCCUGGGAUGACUGCUCAAGUACGAAUCUUCGUCGAGCAACAGAAAGACGUGAUCAAGGUGCCCGUGCAAACCGUGUUCGAACAUGGCGACACACACUUCUGUGUGGUUAGCAAGAAUGGACAGCUCCAAGCCCGAGAACUGCCGCACAUCGGUUCGACGAAUGAUAUUUUCCUGGUGGUCAAAGAGGGGUUAAGCGACGACGAGCGCGUGCUGAUGCACCCUCGCGAUUACAUGGACGAUGUAGAACUUCCCCCGCUUACGGCCGUGGUGAGAAGCGAAGAAAUCCGUGACCUGCCCGACUUGGCUGACGAACCCAAACGAUCGGCUCCUGGUUCAGAAGAAAUAGCUGCGACCGCGCCGCAAGCACCUGUGGCCGGCGGUCCCGGCGGCGCCCCCGACCCGGCUCAAAUCGCCAGCAUGAUGUUCCAGCGAUUUGACAAAGACGGCGACGGUAAACUUUCCAAAGAAGAAAUGCCGGAACAGGGCCGUUCCAACUUCGACAAGACCGACAGCAACAGCGAUGGCUUUGUCGAUCAGGGCGAACUCAUUGCCGGGCUGAAUCAACGCAUGCAGCGACAACGAUCCGGCGAAGGGCUCGGGGACUAUGUCCUCGCGGGCGAAACGGUUCAUGCGCUACGCGGGGUGAGUCUCGAUGUGCCCGAAGGCGACUACGUGGCCAUCAUGGGCCCCUCGGGCUCAGGGAAGUCGACCCUGCUGAAUUUGUUGGGCUGCCUCGAUCGACCGACCGCCGGGCAGUUCUUCCUCGGCACCGACGAUGUGGCCCGCAUGAACGACGAUGAACUGUCGGAAGUUCGCGCGUCGCGGAUCGGCUUUGUGUUUCAAUCGUUCAACCUUAUUCCGCAGCUUACCGUGCUGGAGAACAUCGAAGUUCCGCUGUACUACCAGGGGCGGAUCAAACAGAAAGAUCGCGAACGCUGCCGUGAGUUAGCGAAAAUGGUUGGGCUCGGCGAACGACUCGGCCACCGCCCGGCGCAGCUUUCCGGCGGUCAACAGCAACGUGCGGCCAUCGCCCGCAGUCUGUCGAACGAUCCGUUUUUUAUCUUGGCCGACGAACCCACGGGAAACCUCGACUCGGUGACCACCGGCGAGAUUCUAGACUUGCUGGAGUCGCUGAACGCCGAGGGACGCACCAUCAUCAUGGCUGAAGGACGGCCUGUUGCAGUCGGACGAACGGCUCUAAUCAUGCUUCGAACCUGGCGCCUGGGAAUCAAAAGCCUGCUGCUGCACCCGCUGCGGUCGUUGCUCACCGUGUUGGGCAUCUUCAUCGGGGUGGCCAGCGUGAUUUGGCUGCUGGCCAUUGGUGAAGGCAUCAGCGUGAAAGCCCAAGAGCAGAUCGAAGGCUUAGGUGCCGACAACAUCAUCAUCCGUUCGAUCAAGCCUUCGGAACAAGCCAACUCCACGUCCUCAGGCCCGGCUCCCUAUGGGCUGACCCGAGACGACUUCACCCGUCUGACCAGCACGGUUCCCACGAUUCGUCGGGCGCUGCCAAUCCGAGAAAUCCGUAGGCAAUUUCGCUACGCCGCGCGGAUGGUCGAUGGACGCCUGGUGGGUUGCACCCCGGAGUACGCCGAAGUCACGCGACUGGUUGUCGAUCGAGGGCGAUUUCUUUCGGUUGCCGACGUCGACUCUAAACACAUUCAUUGCGUCAUCGGAGCCGGGGUGGCGGAACGGCUGUUUCCAUUCGAAAAUCCCAUCGGUCGCAGCAUCCACGUCGAAGAAGAUUACUACGUCGUGGUUGGCGUGAUGGAACCUCGCAUGCCAUCGGCCGGCAUUGGUGGUUCGCUGGCCGCUCAAGAAUUCGAUAACGAUGUGUAUGUGCCAAUCAGCACUUUGUGGACCCGCAUUGGCGAUCAGAUCGUCACACGGCGUUCUGGUUCGUUCGAAGGCGAAGUGGUCGAACUCACGCAAGUCACGCUCCGCAUCGACGAUGUCGAAAACGUGCUGCAGACGGCCGAAGUGGUCCGCAACACCCUGGACAUGUACCACACGAACGAAGACUACGGCAUCACGGUCCCGUUGGAGCUGCUGGAACAGGCCCGCACCACGCGGCUGAUGUUCAUCGUGUUCAUGGGGCUCAUCGCCGCGAUCUCGCUCAUCGUCGGGGGUAUCGGCAUCAUGAACAUCAUGCUGGCCACCGUGACUGAACGCACGCGCGAGAUCGGGAUCCGCCGUGCGCUGGGGGCCAAGCAACGCGAUAUCACCCGGCAGUUUUUGGCCGAGACGAUCGUGCUCUCGGUCGUCGGCGGGCUAACCGGCAUCGCCGGCGGAUUAACAUGCGGCCCGCUCACCGCGGGCAUUCGGCAAGUGCUGCAGCGGACAAUCCCCGAUGUGAUGCAGAAUCUUCCCGAUGUGGUGGCCUCCGUCACGCCGGUGAUCGUGCCGCUUUCGAUCCCGCUGGCGUUCGGCAUUUCGGUCGGCGUGGGGCUCAUAUUCGGGCUCUAUCCGGCCAUACGCGCCGCGGCGAUGGAUCCGAUCGAGGCCCUCCGCCACGAAUAG
This is a messenger RNA of Cladocopium goreaui, 3729 nucleotides long. The record is from the annotation of a GenBank genome assembly. NCBI's taxonomy places the organism in Eukaryota, Dinophyceae, Suessiales, Symbiodiniaceae.